AGUAUAUUCGAAACAAUUGCGAAAUGAAGGUUCUGACGCUCUUCUUGUUGGCGGCCCUCGUGGCAGUGGCUGUGGGCCGGCCAAACGGCGGCUGGCUGGGAAACUUUAACGCCAACUGGAUGAGGAAGUUCGGCUGGGGUUCCGAAGACAGCCAAAACGUGCAGGAACAGAAGUGGAAUAACCAGAAUCAGUGGAAUGGCCAGAAUCAGUGGAAUGGCCAGAACCAGUGGAACGGAAAUGGUCAUGGCCAGGGUCAGGGUCAGAAUCAGGGUCAGUGGAACGGUAAUCAUGGCCAAGACGGACAUGGUUACGGAAACCACCAUGGUCAUGGUAACGGACAUGGUCAUGGAGGUCACCGGCCGUCACCACUCCCACCAACAACGGAUCUGCCCGAGGUGUCCACCGAAGACGAUAUUGCAUCCACCACCGAUGUGACCAGCCCCGUCGAGGAAAGCACUCUUGCCCCUGAAGUUCCAGAGGAUUCCACCACCCAGGAACCCGAGGGCAACACGACUGACUCCGAAAAUGGUAGCGGUUCUACUAAAGAUACCACUUUGGCUCCAGAAGACCCAGAGGAUUCCACCACCCAGGAGCCCGAGGACAACACGACUGACUCCGAAAAUGGUAGCGGUUCUACUGAAGACACCACUUUGGCUCCCGAAGAACCAGAGGAUUCCACCACCCAGGAACCCGAGGACAACACCACUGACUCCGAAAAUGGUAGCGGUUCUACUGAAGACACCACUUUGGCUCCCAAAGAACCAGAGGAUUCCACCACCCAGGAACCCGAGGACAACACGACUGACUCCGAAAAUGGUAGCGGUUCUACUGAAGAUACCACUUUGGCUCCCGAAAACCCAGAGGAUUCCACCACCCAGGUACCCGAGGACAACACCACUGACUCCGAAAAUGGUAGCGGUUCUACUGAAGACACCACUUUGGCUCCCAAAGAACCAGAGGAUUCCACCACCCAGGAACCCGAGGACAACACGACUGACUCCGAAAAUGGUAGCGGUUCUACUGAAGAUACCACUUUGGCUCCCGAAAACCCAGAGGAUUCCACCACCCAGGUACCCGAGGACAACACCACUGACUCCGAAAAUGGUAGCGGUUCUACUGAAGACACCACUUUGGCUCCCAAAGAACCAGAGGAUUCCACCACCCAGGAACCCGAGGACAACACGACUGACUCCGAAAAUGGUAGCGGUUCUACUGAAGACACCACUUUGGCUCCCGAAGAACCAGAGGAUUCCACCACCCAGGAACCCGAGGACAACACCACUGACUCCGAAAAUGGUAGCGGUUCUACUGAAGACACCACUUUGGCUCCCAAAGAACCAGAGGAUUCCACCACCCAGGAACCCGAGGACAACACGACUGACUCCGAAAAUGGUAGCGGUUCUACUGAAGAUACCACUUUGGCUCCCGAAAACCCAGAGGAUUCCACCACCCAGGUACCCGAGGACAACACCACUGACUCCGAAAAUGGUAGCGGUUCUACUGAAGACACCACUUUGGCUCCCGAAGACCCAGAGGAUUCCACCACCCAGGAACCCGAGGACAACACGACUGACUCCGAAAAUGGUAGCGGUUCUACUGAAGACACCACUGUGGCCACUGAAGUUCCAGAGGACUCCACCACCCAGGAACCGGAGAAAGAAACCACGGACUCUGAGGACGGAAGCGGUUCUUCGACUCUUGAGCCCGAGGACUCCACAACCGAGGCACCCGAAGAACCAGAGAUUUCUACCACUCAGGCUCCCGAAGACCCCACCACCCAAGCCUGAUUCUUCCGUGGUCUAGGAAGAUACUUGGGUUACUCUAAAGGUUUCUAAAAAGUCUGCAUUUUCUCAGCAAUCGCUAAAGAAUUCAGCGUCUCAUAGCAAGGUUAUUAAACAAAGAAUUUUAAGGCGAAAUGUGGUGAAAAUAUUAAACUGUUACAACUUAUUUAUUAACCGUGUUUUUACAAAACCACGUGAAAAGAAUUCUAGGCUUAAGAUUAAAAUCCAUGAAGUGACAUCGUGUUAUGCAGUCACGCACUCCUCAUAUAGCUUUAUAGUUCCCACAAUCUGAACAAUUAAAACUACCAAAAAACACCCUAA
This is a messenger RNA of Drosophila gunungcola (fruit fly), 2102 nucleotides long. Its product is annotated as dentin sialophosphoprotein. The record is from RefSeq and is a predicted model, not a curated record. NCBI's taxonomy places the organism in Eukaryota, Metazoa, Arthropoda, Insecta, Diptera, Drosophilidae. The coding region runs from base 24 to 1787 and encodes 587 amino acids. The transcript has a single exon.